Molecule: messenger RNA, 2268 nt
Organism: Symbiodinium sp. CCMP2592
Lineage: Eukaryota; Dinophyceae; Suessiales; Symbiodiniaceae
Source: the annotation of a GenBank genome assembly
AUGGAGCUAGCCAGCACGCUGAAGACAGUCUUCUUGCGGCAGGCAGACGUGCCGCCAUGGCAAGGGGCUGUGCAGGUAGGUGGCAGAGUUGCCCCACCUACAAGCAGUAGCAGCUGCACAGGCUGCAGGAAAGCCGUCAAGCUUACUGGAGCACUGCAGGUGAUUCCAGCGACGGCAUUGGUUUUGACGCGACGAAGGUGGCGCAGGCAGAAGGACCUGCGAGGCUACCUACAGCUCAAGGCCGUUGCUGAUGUAACCAUCAAGGACCAGUCCCAGCCUGACGACAAGCCCGAAGACUUCUGCAAGAAGGGGAAACGUGUCGAAGUUCUUGCUCCUUCCAAGCGGUGGCGUGAAGCUCAGGUUAUCAAAGUUGGAGGAGGCAUCGCGCGGGUACAUUACAUGGGAUACGAUUCAAUGUUCGAUGAAGAUGUCCCAAUGGAAGAAGGAAGGCUCCGGCCCUUCGGUCAGCUGCGAUCUCAAAAGCUCAGGGACCGACAGGAAGGCUUCGUGCUCCAGUUGGAUGCCGGCCACUGUCCGGGAUGUGGAGUGAAACUUCAGUGCGCCGACCCCACGGCCUUGGGAUAUAUACCACCGGACAAGAUGGUGCGAGAGGAGGACGAAGAUGAGACUGCAAAGCCUCUCAAUGCAGAGGACGAAGUGGCGCUGCUGAUGAAGGAUGAUGGUGCAACGGAGCGAAGUUCCUUCGAGCUGCCCACGAAGUCGGCACAGAGGCAUUUCAAGGUGAUUGCAAACGUUUUCCUGGAUAUUCGCCAGGAACCUGAUGUGAAUGCAGCACGCACUGGAGAGAGCUUGGCGUUUGGCGAGCAGUUCCAAGUGUCGGAAAUCCUGAGAAGUGCUGACUCCCGCACCUACUUUCGCUUAGAAGACGGAAGAGGUUGGGUUUUUGAUCGAGGUGUCGUGCGAGGAGCCAUGACGCAGUUAGUCGCUCCCCUCACAGAUGGGCUUUCGGCGAAGAAGCUUGAAAGGGAGUCGCGACAGAACGUAUGCAUGCGGUGCUGGGGCCUGUGGCAGUACAAUGACUGCGACGACGUCCUCAGACCGGCUUAUGGAGGUGCAGGCAGCCCUUCACGUGCAUCCGAUGAGCUGACAGCAGAAGCUUUUGAGAAGCUGCUAAGCCGGACAUUGGCGCCAGUGACAGAGGCCUGCAUUUUCGCCGUGGUCGACGUCUUUGAUUUCGGCCCAUCUUUCACUUUGUUGGAAUACAUUGCACGCGAGCUUGCAGGCAAGCCAAAGGUGCGUGUGCGUAUUAUUGCCAACAAACUAGACUUGCUUCCGCCGGACACCAGCCGCCCUCGAUUGCGGGGAUGGGUCGCUCGGGAAGCCCAGCGUGCUGGCCACAGCAAAAUCAAGAUCAUGGACGUGUACCCAAUCUCUUGCCACACCGGCGAGGGUGUGAAGGCUGUGUCUCAACUUCUGGAGCAAAACAACACACCUGGCGAGCACUAUGUCGUGGGAGCCGCCAACGCUGGAAAAUCAUCGCUAUUGAACCGCUUGGCUCUCCGAAAGCGUCGUGGAGUGGGCCGCGUAGCUGCUGAGGAUCAGAGAGGCUUCGUUGUCAGCGUGCUCCCCGGGACCACACUCCGCCCGAUCUCAAUGAAGUUCCAGCUGGGCAACACGAAGCUCGUUGAUAUGCCUGGCCUGCUGGUUCCCGGAAGCAUGGCCGAACGCUUAACUCUGGAGGAUCUGAAGAUGAUUACCCCACAAACAAAGGAAGCACUUCGCCUUACAUUUCACAUGGACGAAGGGCGAACACUGCUUCUGGGAGCCCUGGCCCGGAUCGAUUUCCUCAAGGGCAGGCCCUUUCAGUUUACCGUGUUCAUUUCAGAAAGAGUCAAGCUGCAUCGUACCCGCGUUGAAAAGGCAGCACGGAUUUGCAAGCAGUGGGCAGGAAACGAGUUGACACCUCCUGUCGACGCUCGUCGGUACGACAGCUUGCUGCCUUUUGAAUCUCAGCAGUUUACGCUCUCUGGCACAGGAUGGGACGAAGCAUGCGCUGACAUUGUUUUUCCUGGCUUGGGCUGGGUCGCAAUAACUGGUUGCGGCGAAUGCGUGGUCGAAGCACAUGUCCCAGCCGGAGUCCAAGUCACUAUGCGAGAACCCCUGAUGCCCCACGAGGCGCGGUGGACUGGCGUGAAGUACCGUGGCUUCCCAGGAUGGUAUAAAAUCAAUGGUCGAUCGACCAAGGGUUUUGAUGCCGGCCGAGCAGGAAGAGCUCGAGCCAGAAAGUAUAUCAAGGGCCGAUUCUGA